Molecule: messenger RNA, 943 nt
Organism: Ilex paraguariensis (yerba mate)
Lineage: Eukaryota; Viridiplantae; Streptophyta; Magnoliopsida; Aquifoliales; Aquifoliaceae
Source: the annotation of a GenBank genome assembly
GGGUUAACCCUCGAAGUACCCCUCCGAUCUUCAAUUUUCUUUUUUAGGUACCACAACUAUUAGAAACCUCACUCAAAGCUCAGGAAAAUGUGUAACUAGGUCCAAAUCAACGGCAAAUAACUUCCAGAACAAUUGAACAUAUUUUUUACUCCAAGACUAAACAUCACACUUUGAAACAGAGGUUAUGUGCUGAUUUUUAAAUCAUAAGGUAGUGGGAUUUUAUCAAAAAAAAAUAAUAAAAAUAAUCAUCGCCAUAUUUGCAUUUUCUUUCACCGAACAAAAUCAGUGUCUGUGUGUGUGGUGAGAAGAGAAAGCCAUGGUGACUGCCAUUUGCAAUCGAGUUCCUCUUUACGCCAAUCACGUCCUUCACCCCAAACCUUCAGGGGAUAAUUAUACUCUCCAUAAACAGUGCGCAAAUCGAAGCAUCUGUAUGACGAUAUCAGCCAUAGGAGCAGGGAAAGGUGGCGGGGUGUUGGAGAAGCCAGUCAUAGAGAAAACAACUCCUGGCCGUGACUGCGAGUUUGACUUGAGGUUGAGUUCUACCAGCGCGGAGAGGAAUUACCAUGGAGAGAGGCAGGUAUUGGUGGAAACAGCGAGAAACUCCAACCACGGAGGCAGGAACGUUGGAGAAGACAGGGAUGAUUUACCCCUCGCCAGCCAAGGAACGUUGUUGAUUUUCAGGAAAUCAAGGAAAAUGUCUCCGCCUUAUCGCGUGUUGCUGCACAAUGACAACUACAAUAAGAGGGAGUACGUCGUGCAAGUGCUGAUGAAGGUUAUACCUGGGAUGACUGUUGACAAUGCUGUUAAUAUAAUGCAAGAAGCACAUUACAAUGGUCUGUCAGUGGUGAUUAUCUGUGCUCAAGUAGACGCAGAGGAACACUGCAUGCAGCUGAGAGGCAAUGGCCUUCUAAGCUCAAUUGAUCCUGCAAGUGGAGGUUGUUAA